Molecule: messenger RNA, 1372 nt
Organism: Thrips palmi
Lineage: Eukaryota; Metazoa; Arthropoda; Insecta; Thysanoptera; Thripidae
Gene: Spf30
Product: survival of motor neuron-related-splicing factor 30
Exons: 6
Coding region: 176-895 (239 amino acids)
Biological process (GO): mRNA processing; regulation of alternative mRNA splicing, via spliceosome
Cellular component (GO): cytoplasm; nucleus; precatalytic spliceosome
Molecular function (GO): RNA binding
Source: RefSeq, a predicted model, not a curated record
CUCUCUCCCUCGAGCCCCUCAAGCUUCCGAUGAAAAACGAGCCCAUCAAUCAACAUCAUUCCUGUUAAAAAAUAGUACAUUCUGUUGUUAAUCACUGAAGUGAGGCAGAAUCAUUUCCAGUUGUGGCACCUCGUUAUUUUUAAUUUGAAUUGUCACAACUGAUUUCUGAUAAGCAAUGGCAGAGGAUCUACAGAGUAAUUUACAAAAUUAUCAGCUGCAACUACAGCAGGUUGAGGCAGCCCUUUUAACAGACCCUUCAAAUGAAGAACUCAUGAAAUUGAAAACCGAUCUUGAAGAAGUUAUAGAACUUACUACUGACUUAAUUAAAACACAACUCCUAGAAUCUGCUGGCUCAAGUACUGAUAAGGAAGUCUCUAAAUCCUCCAAACCAGUUUUUGCAACUGAAAGUCCAGAAGCUCCAAGUACUAGCAAGAAACAAUGGAAAGUGGGAGACAAGUGCUUAGCGAUAUGGAGUGAAGAUGGACAGUAUUAUGAGGCAACUAUUGAAGAAAUUACUGCUGAGAAGGAGGAAGUCUCAGUCAUCUUUGAUGCUUACAAAAAUGCGGAUGUUACUAAUAUUAACCUUCUGCGUGAAGUGUCAAGUGGAGACCCGAAUGAUAAGAACAAAAAGCACACACUAUCCAAGCAAAGAGAAUAUCAAAAGAAGAAGAAACAAAAGAAGAUUCAAAGAUUCCAGGAACUUGAAGAAGCCAGAGAAACAGAGAAGAACAAAUGGCUAGCAUUUGCAACUAAGAAAAAGGGUGGCUGCUUAAAGAAAAGUAUCUUUGCAUCACCUGAGUCAACAUCUGGUAGAGUUGGUAUCGGUACAUGUGGUAUUGGUGGUAAACCUAUGACUGAAUUCACAUCAGCUGAAAAAUGGAGAAAAGGUGUUUAAAAUCUACUAUAUUUGAAUGCAUCAAAAUAGGUAACUCUCCUCUCCUGUUUCAAAAUAAAAGGGGGGGGGGGAGAUUAAAACAAGGAAGUUUACAACGCAGCCUGUCCUGAACAUUCUUCGACAUCAAAGAAUAAUUUUGGAAACUAAGAACAUCUAUUUUAGAGAUAUGAUUAGGCUCUCUCAAAACUGAAACUCCUCCUGAAUCGUUCAAUUCCUAUUCAUGAAAUAUUAUUUCAUUUGUAAAUAUAAAAAUUACAAUUUGUCUAAAUUUAAGGUUUUUCUUUAAUGAAUGGAAACUUGGUGUAAGCUAACACAAACCUCAAUCAAAGGUCUUGUGGCUACAAAUUUCGCAUGUUACAUGGAUUUGGUCACAUGGGCACCUCUUAUUUGCUAGAUUAUUUCCACCCCUUUAAAUGUAAAGAAAGUGAUAACCAAACAGGAAAAUAAAAUCAUUGAAUAAAAAAUGUAAAACCCAAA